AGGCCAUCAGUUCGCUCUAAUCAUCGCGUCGGCUUUAUCAGCACCUUUCUGAUUGUGAUUUCCAUCGGACUGCAAUACGCUGGACCCUAUCGACGGGAGCUGUUAGCUAGACAUGGGGUUGAUCUAACCCUUCGGGAUCGCAUUCUAUCUACGGUACGAGCCCGGCUGCUAGACAUCAUGUCACUCGGCUCCCUGGAAGCAGUGCAGACAUGCAUUCUACUUGGCACAUACUACCUAUACCAUGGAACUCCUCGGUUGGCAUGGCCAGUGUGCGGCUGUGGGCUCCGCAUCGCUCAAGCGCUGCACCUCCAUCGACGGCUGCAACCCUCUGAAUCGGCUGACUUCCGGGCCCUGAAUGAAGCCCGAAAGAGAUGCUGGUGGGCCGUGUAUGAGAUCGAGACCUUUUCCGCAGCGACCUACGGGUACCCGCAUAGCAUUUACGAUGCAGAUUGCGACGUGGAACCCUUAGAUCCGUCGGCAAAGCUACAAGUUACGCAGUCUCCUGGGUCCUUCGAUCAGCCAUUGGCAUGCCAGACGACACUGCUCUCCUACAAGUACUUCAUCUCCAAGCUCUCGACUAUUACCAAGGCAACGUUGGAGUUGUACCGCAUUGGCGCGUAUGCAGGUGACAAGAGUCGACUUCCGGCGGAAAAGCUGCACAUGCCAAGUGUGAUUCAAACAGUUGCCGCUUUUGACGAUCGGCCUCGCCAAUGGGAGGCCGAACUUCGUCCUCAACUUCAAUGGCGUAAUGUAGCCCAUUGUGUUUACUACGCGUCUAUUGAGGAGAUUGACCGUGACAUUGGAGCAACGGGGCCGCGCUGGGAGAAGCACAUCUACCAACUCCAGGCUCUGACGCUCUGGCUGGCGUAUCAAAAUGCACGCAUUCUGACCCACCGGCCUCUGUUAUCGUACAAACUGAAGACCAAUCCUAAUUCUCACAGCAGCUCUGAACGGCCCGGUGCGGUCUCGGCUGACCCGUUCAACCUUUCACUGGACGCCUGUCGCGAUGCUGCGCUUAAGACAUCGGAGAUCCUGUCUCGUCCUCUUCUUGAAUUGGUCUCAGAAACCUAUGCGGCGGCAUUCGUCAGCAUCCAUACCUUCACUGCUGGCGUAACCUUGGGCAUCCUCAGCAGCAUGGAUCCUCUGGGCCCGCAAUCGGCCGAGACAAAAGCCGGGCUUCGCAGACUGAUGGGAGUGCAAGAGAAACUCCGACUGCACUCGGUAGUCGCGCAGCAGGGCUUGGCCAUUCUUCAGCGAUUAGCCAAGCUGGUCAUGGAAAAGGAGCUUGACGUGAUUCUGGAGUUAUCCGAACCAAAAGCGUUAGCACCGGUUCGAAUGAGGGAGAAGGCUACAUUGAUUGGGUCAACAAGGUCAUGCCUCCAGCCCAGGACCUGCUCCAGAUGAGGCCACGACGCACCUGUCGGACCCUGCCUGUACUCUGGGUGAAGGAGCGGUCGACUACACGGAUUCCAGUGAUAUGGUCUCUGGUGAUGGA
Molecule: messenger RNA, 1495 nt
Organism: Aspergillus ibericus CBS 121593
Lineage: Eukaryota; Fungi; Ascomycota; Eurotiomycetes; Eurotiales; Aspergillaceae
Product: transcription factor domain-containing protein
Exons: 1
Coding region: 178-1404 (408 amino acids)
Biological process (GO): DNA-templated transcription
Molecular function (GO): zinc ion binding; DNA binding
Source: RefSeq, a predicted model, not a curated record